AUUGAUGAAAAAAAACAUGUAAAAUAAAAUACAUCCAUUUAAAGUUUCCCAAUUUAGAAGUAUCAUAUAUUUUUGCUGCCAUUGUGCAACAAACAUAACAAGAAAUUAUAUAAAGUCAAACAUAAUUAUCUCUUUUAACUUUAUAUACCUUUUUAAUAAACAAAUAAGCAUUACCACUACCAAAAUGAAUCUAAAAGACCUUUAUGAUGAAGAUAUUAUUAACAAGUCGACAAGACUUGUGAUUGAUCAUUUGAUCAAUGAUCCAGACUACAAUUAUUUUAACAAUCCUAUUCAAAAUGAAGAACAAGAAAGGGUUUGGGAGGAAUUAAAUAAAAGUCCUAAAGUGAAUGAUGAUAAUUUUGGCUUUGAUUUAACUCUUGAAAGAAGAAAAUUAAUAUUCUUAGUAUUCAGCUUUCAUAAUAUUUCUACUUCGAAUCAUUAUCGUUACUUUGAUAAGAAAUAUAUUAGUAGUUUUAUAUUCUUGGAUGAUAUUGAGGAAGUAUUUAAAACAGGUUUUCUGAUCUGUGAGGAAGUCUUGCUUGAUAUAAAACAAGAAAGAAAUCAAAAUGGAAACCCAAUUCCAAAAUCAAUUCUAAGGACUACAUCUUACCUUUUUGGAGUAUCCUGGUCUUUGAAAUUACCCAUGUCUUUGAGAAUUCCUCUUGAACCUGAUCCUAAUGACAAAUCAUACCCUGCAUUUUAUUACAAUUCUAUACUGUCAUCAGAUAAUUUGGUUCCUGAAAUAUUGGAAGAUUAUUUCCAAGUUGCACCAAAAAAUAAUGAUGAAAUAUCUGAUACUUUCUUUGAAGAUUUAAUUGAUAACUUUAGAAUUGACAUCGAUUUAUUACAGCGUAUUGGACUUUUAGGCUUUCAAGAUUCGCCGGGACCUGUGAGGAAUAAAGCAACGGUAUCAUCUUAUAUUAAAAAUUUUAUUUUCUCUCCUACUAAGAACAUAUUGAAUGGGAUUUUCAGCAAGUCUGAAAAUGAAAAUAAUACUAUACUUCUUUCACAACAUGAUGGUUUGCAUCCAGAUGUACCAUCAGACUUUCUCUUUAUAGAUUCUAAAACUAAAUCUAAAAUAAUUCCUGUUGAAAUCAGAAUUAGAGGAGUAUCUGAUGCAUAUGAAUCUAGAAAUGAUCAAAAUCAAACCUUUUGUGAAAUUUUUAAUCAAGUUGCUUAUCUGAUGAUUACCAAUAAUUCUAAAUUUGGAUUUGUAAUGGAUAUGGAAUGUAUAUUGAUUAUUCAAUUUGAAGAUAUCAGAAAUUUAUCCAGAAGAAAAUGUUUUAGGGGUAAUCUGUUUUACAUAAAUUGUCGUAUGAGAUGUAUAAAGUAUCUUGAUUCAGAUUAUAGCAUAACUCUUCUUUUGACAUUAUUAACAAGUCAUUAUUUUGCCAACAUACCUAGAAAUCAACUUACACAUAUGAUAAAUUUAUUGCAAACUUUGGAAAUGACGGUUGAAGAUAAAUUGGCUAUUAGAGCUAAUUAUUACGAUGAGAUUAGAUAUGGAAUUUAAUAAUGGCUAGCUCGAAUUUGAGCACUCUUGUUUUUUCCGCACCACAAAAAAUUUUAGUGACAUACAUCAAAUGUUUCCCAAUUUGGAAAUCUGAAACAUGUUGCUACAAUUAGGUAACAACUUGAAACAUAGCUAUGAACUAUAUAAAAUCAACUGAAAUCCAACGUAAGUUUAUUUAUCUUCUCUGAUGAACAAAAAUAUAUACCAUAUUAUCACUAUAGUCCAAAUGAAGCUCGA
Molecule: messenger RNA, 1750 nt
Organism: Scheffersomyces coipomensis
Lineage: Eukaryota; Fungi; Ascomycota; Pichiomycetes; Serinales; Debaryomycetaceae
Exons: 1
Coding region: 185-1513 (442 amino acids)
Source: RefSeq, a predicted model, not a curated record